GGAGUCGAAGCACAUCUAGCAAGCCCGACCACCACCACCUCACCUGGAUCUUUUUCGAGGAGAACUCCACCAACCUAUUACCGGAUUUGGAGUCAUCAAAAUCGAAUUACCCUACCCAUCAUGCGAUUCUCCGCAACGACCCUCCUGAUCACGGCGCUGGCGUGGUUCACCACCGUGACCGCACACAACAUCCAGCUCCGGGCUCACUCCCGCGAAUGCUUCCACGAGUCCUUGCACAAGGAUGACAAGAUGACUGUCUCCUUCCAGGUCGGCGACCGGGAAUUCGGAGGCAGUGGCAACCUGGAGAUCGACUUCUGGGUCGAGGACCCCCUUGGUAACCGUCAAUACUACAAGCACGCCAUCUCAUCGGAGGAUUACUCGUUCAACGCGCACUCGGACGGUAAAUACGUCUACUGCUUCAGCAACGAAGGAUGGGCCUCGAACUCCAAGGAAGUCUCUUUCAACGUUCACGGAAUUGUCUACGUCCCCGAAUCGGAAUUGGCACAGGAUCCCUUGGAGGCGGAAGUCCGCAAGCUGUCUGAGGCCCUGGCACAAGUUAAGGAUGAGCAGUCGUACAUUGUUGUGAGAGAGCGGGUUCACCGGAACACGGCCGAGAGCACCAACGCCCGUGUGAAGUGGUGGAGUAUCUUCCAGCUGGCUGUGCUGAUCGGAGAGGGUAUUUUCCAGGUGUGGUGGCUCAAGAGAUUCUUCGAGGUCAAGCGUGUUGUCUAGAGUGAUUAUCUUACGAGCGUGAUAAUUGUAAAGGGCAUUACAUUAUACCCUUGACAUUCUUCUUAUAACUGAAAUUAUGGAACUUUUCCCCUUUUUUUCCAACCCAAUUGAACAAAUAAAAUCAUCUGGAUGAUUCUUAUUACCUUGGGAUACACUAUCUAAAUGUACGAAGCAUGUAUACAGCCAAAAGUCUACCAGCGCAG
Aspergillus vadensis CBS 113365 is the source of this 935-nucleotide messenger RNA. RefSeq names its product emp24/gp25L/p24 family protein. The record is from RefSeq and is a predicted model, not a curated record. Lineage: Eukaryota; Fungi; Ascomycota; Eurotiomycetes; Eurotiales; Aspergillaceae. Gene Ontology annotation, cellular component: COPII-coated ER to Golgi transport vesicle; endoplasmic reticulum-Golgi intermediate compartment; Golgi apparatus. Gene Ontology annotation, biological process: intracellular protein transport; protein retention in ER lumen; Golgi organization. The coding region runs from base 121 to 732 and encodes 203 amino acids. The transcript has 4 exons.